Balaenoptera acutorostrata (minke whale) is the source of this 1141-nucleotide messenger RNA. RefSeq names its product C-C motif chemokine ligand 16 (gene CCL16). The transcript has 3 exons. Gene Ontology annotation, molecular function: chemokine activity; CCR chemokine receptor binding. NCBI's taxonomy places the organism in Eukaryota, Metazoa, Chordata, Mammalia, Artiodactyla, Balaenopteridae. The record is from RefSeq and is a predicted model, not a curated record. Bases 46 to 414 code for a protein of 122 amino acids. Gene Ontology annotation, cellular component: extracellular region. Gene Ontology annotation, biological process: cellular response to tumor necrosis factor; G protein-coupled receptor signaling pathway; neutrophil chemotaxis.
CCCGUUGAAGUGGUCAGAGUCCAGAGAGCUGAGGGCCCAGCGUGGAUGACCAGAAAGGAGACCGUCUCCGUUCAGCCUCCGAAGCCUAACUGCCCCACUGAGAGGAUGAAAGUCUCUGUGGCUGCCCUCUCUCUCCUCAUCCUCAUCCUCACCAUUACUUCUGCUGUUCACAGCCAGCCAAAAAUUCCUGAGUCGGUGAACCCUCCACCCACCUGCUGCCUGAAGUAUCAUGAGAAAGUAUUGCCAAGAAAAAUGGUGGUGAGAUACAGAAAGGCCCUCAACUGUUACCUGCCGGCAAUCAUCUUCAUCACCAGAAGGAAACGAGAGAUCUGUACCAACCCCAAUGACGAAUGGGUCCAAGAAUACAUCAAGGAUCCCAGACUACCUUUGCAUCCUUUCAGGAAGUUGGUCUAGGUUAACAUUAUUCGAUCUGAGAAAGGUCAACCCCAGAUUCUCAACUCCCCAUGGCGGUCAGGCCUCAGCGGGAACCCAAGUUUGGGGGAAAAAAAGGUGUAACCCUGUGAAAAUGCAGACAGCCUUGUGGUCUGAAUGACAGAGUUACAUUCAGAGAAGCAGGCCAGUGAUCCCACAACGUAAUUUAAAGUGUUUCAAAUAUAUUCUCAAUCUCUGGAGGAAAUGCCAAAGUUAAGGGAGGAGAGAAGGGAUACAUUCUUAAUGCACAGAAAAGCAUCUUUCACAUCCCCUCCUUGCUCUGCUUUCAGAUCCUCACAUCACUCCAGCCGUUCUAAAUGAUCAGACCACCUCUGGCCUCUCACUCAUUGAGACCCAGAGGACUCUAGACUUUUCCUGUCCACCCUUAUCCCUUUUCUAGGUCUCUUUUUUCUUCUAUUAUCUUUUCUUUUAAAACAUGACUUUUUUCUUAGCAGGCCAGGGUGGGAAUAUUCAAAUACUACUGAUUUUUGUCGCUGUUGCAGAGGUUUUGCUGGAUCCCCUGAUAUUGGGUCUUCCCCAGGGUGACGUGUGUACAGACAGUGCCAAAACAGAAAAGGAGGUGUGAAUCCCUAGCUCCCACUCUAAGCUUUGCAUGGCAAGGGAAGGGCAUUAGACCAGGUUGGGGAUAAAAAUCUUGAUCUAAAACGCAACCAUUCAAUAAAUAAAAUUUCCUUUAUUGCCAACUUGA